Ipomoea nil (Japanese morning glory) is the source of this 1442-nucleotide messenger RNA. Its product is annotated as pectinesterase-like. Gene Ontology annotation, biological process: cell wall modification. NCBI's taxonomy places the organism in Eukaryota, Viridiplantae, Streptophyta, Magnoliopsida, Solanales, Convolvulaceae. The transcript is spliced from 3 exons. Bases 102 to 1400 code for a protein of 432 amino acids. Gene Ontology annotation, molecular function: pectinesterase activity; pectinesterase inhibitor activity. The record is from RefSeq and is a predicted model, not a curated record.
GGAUAAGAGCUGCUCCACCGGUCCCUUUCCUUCCAAUUAACAACCAAACAUACUAAUUUAAUAUAAAAACCGGCAACCAUUCCCAAACCUGAAUUGUCUGUAUGACUCUCUUUCGGCUGCUGCUGCUAAUAACCCUUCUUCAAAUUCAUCUCAUUUCCGUGCCCACAUCUACCAUUGUAGCCCAGCUGAUUGAAUGGCCAAAACAGUCGCCCACCACCGCCACGGCGGCCUGCGACGCCACCUCGUACCCUCAUUCCUGUUCCAGCAGCCUUGUCGCCGGCAUCAGAGACAUCCCGAGCUGGUUGCCUUCCAAGGAGAGGAAGUUGCUUCAAAUGUCACGCGGGAACAUGCGAAUCGACGCCGUGGUGGCGAACGAUGGGUCCGGUCAAUUCACCAGGAUUAGCGACGCCUUGAAGGCCGCGCCGGAUAACGGCGGUACGAGGUUCGUGAUUUAUGUUAAGGAGGGGGUUUAUGUGGAGAACGUCGUGGUUGAGACGACCAAGUCGAAUGUGAUGAUUAUCGGCGACGGCAUGGAUGCCACGGUUGUUUCCGGCAGCUUGAGCACCGCUGAAGAAAGUUCCAUGUUCAGUACUGCAACAUUUGGUGUGUUGGCCACAGAUUUCAUUGCUUCCGACAUUGGGUUCCAGAACACCGCCGGAGCAGCCAAGAAUCAAGCGGUGGCGCUAGCCGUAGCCGGCGACCGGGGAGUCUUCUACCGGUGCAAAAUGGUGGGGUUCCAGGACACGCUGUACGCGCAAGCCAACCGUCAAUUCUUCCGCGACUGCGCCAUCUACGGCACAAUCGACUUCAUCUGCGGAGACUCCGCCGCCGUGUUCCAGAACUGCGACAUCCGCCCCCGGCGACCACUGCCGGGGCAGUUCAACAGCAUCACCGCCCAGAGCCGCGCCGACCCGAGUAGCGAAACCGGGUUUUCGUUCCAGGACUGUCGCAUUACGCCGGCGGAGGAUCUCUCCGGCGUCCAGACGUUCUUGGGGCGGCCAUGGAUGAGCUAUUCAAGGACGAUUUUCAUGCACACGUAUAUGGAUUCUCUGAUCGAUCCCCGAGGAUGGGUGGGGUGGACGAGCACCGCCGCCCCCGACACCGUUUACUACGCCGAGUUCGGAAACUACGGCCCCGGCGCCGCCACGGCGAACAGAGUUGAGUGGAGGGGAUUGCAUUUGGGGAUUAGUAGUGCAGAAGCUGGCAGAUUUAGCGUUGACUCUUUUAUCGGCGGAAGCUCUUGGCUUCCCGGAACCGGUGUUUCCUUCAACCCUGGAACGGAAGCGGGGAAUGGAAUGGAUGUUUUUGUAGGGAGUUGCGACAACAGAAAACUGAACAUGGCUGUAUUGCUCAUAUGUUUGUUGAUUGUUACGUUGUUGCGUGGGGUAUUUGAGGAGUGAAGGUUUAGAAUACUUUAUUUAUUAUUAUUAUUUAUUCUUAAA